CAGUGUGCUAUAUUUAAGAGAUUCUGAACCAAACGAGCAUUAGCCAGAAUAGCGAUCGCGCUCCCUCGCCAUUUACUUGGACCUUCAGCGUAAUUAAGCCUAAAGCAAAGAGACAGCGAGAGAGACAUUGACUCCAUCACUGUGGCAUUAAUUCUGCACAUCAGCAUUGACAUCAACGCCAUUCUGACGUUUCUGCUAAUCGCUAAUAGUGAUAAAGUGAACAUGACAGAGAUGGAAGAUGACCGCCGGUUUCACAAACUGACACAAGAGCAGGUGGAGACCUUGGACCAAGUUCUCAAAGAGGUCAUUCCUAUUCAUGGCAGGGGCAAUUUCCCAACACUAGAAAUCAACCCCAAGGACAUCAUCCACGUGGUCAGGGACCGGCUGAUUUUGAAGAAUAUCAAGGUGAAAGAUGUUCGUCUAAAUGGCUCUACAGCCAGUCAUGUACUUGUUAAAGAGAAUAAUACUAGCUACAAAGACUUGGAUAUCAUCUUUGGUGUGGAACUUUCCAAACAGGAGGACUUUCAGAUCAUCAAGGAAGUGGUUCUGGGCUGUCUGCUGGACUUUCUUCCUAAAGGAGUCAACAAAAAUAAAAUCACAGCCCUGACCAUGAAAGAGGCAUAUGUACAAAAAAUGGUCAAAGUGUUUACUGAGCAAGACCGUUGGAGCCUCAUAUCUCUUUCAAACAACAGUGGAAAGAAUGUGGAGCUUAAGUUUGUCAACUCUCUACGUCGGCAAUUUGAAUUUAGUGUGGAUUCCUUUCAAAUCAUUCUUGACACCAUGCUACAGUCAUAUUUGGAGGCUGAGAAGAAACUUGGGGUUCAGUCAGCUCUUACAACGUGCCCAUCUCUCAACUCUAGUACAAUGGGACAUGACAACAAUAGUGACAUUGACAUGUCCUGUGAAACUGAUAACAUACAGAGUUUCAAUGACAGUGACAGUUAUAGUAAAGUCAAUAUAAGUCAAAUGGAACAGUCUACAUUUUUAGAAAAAGAAACAACUCUUAAGACAGUUAAUAACGUAGUAAAAACAGAGAUAAAUGUGCCUGAGUCUGUGGAGCAAGAUUCAGAACACUCUUUUGUGGUAGAGGACAAAAAUGACCUUAAAAAUGCAUCUCUGUUUACAGGCACACUACUAGAGGAACAUACAAAUGUAACAGGUAUUGACUUAGGAAAUUAUAAAGAACUGUUUGUGGUAAAAAAUGAAGGAACAAGUAUAAAAGAAAUCACAUCCCAAGCUAAAACACAUAUUAGUACAACAUAUACUAACAACAAAACAGAAGGGUCAGUCAAAGCCCAACCAUGGUUAGAAUUGGUACAUAGAGACUUUUCUUGUCUUUCAACGACAGGGAGCACUGGUGACCGAUGCACAUUCCACCCUGCUUCCAUUACAUUUCUUACACAAACUGCAUUAGAAUCAUAUACUGAGUAUCCUCUACCACCACCUGCUAAGAAAAACAAUCGAAGCUCACAAAUGGUUGUUCUCAAGCAUUCCUCACCUAAACCUCCCCGGAAAAUGUCAAAAAAGACAACACCUAUAUCAUGUUCACCUGAAAGAUUUCUGUCAAAUAAUUCAAGUGUUAAUUCUUGUCAGGUUUUGCAUCCACCAAAAGCUUACCCAAAGGAGUCAUUACCUAUGCAGGUGAAGUUGUCAGGUCUCACCACAAAAAACUUUGAAUUAUCCAGUGCCUCAGAAAAAGACCCAGAAUCUAAACAACUAGCCAUUUGUACUGAGGCUUUUACAGUUGCUAAUUCUGAGAAUUGUGUGCAUUUAGAAGAGACAUCACCUACUGGUAUAGCAACAGAGACAAACCUUCAAUCCCAAGUGCAAAGCUCAGAGCCAGAGACUGGCAAAGCUACCCAUAUCUUUGUUUUAAGUACUAUGCCUGAUCUGAAAAAUCUACCAACAGAUCAAAACAGGAAAAAUCAGCCUAUUGCUGAGAGGGUCCAGACAGCACCGUGUAAGGAAUUGGCACCUCUCAUUUAUGUAAACUGUCAGCCUUUACCUCAGACUAAUGACAGUUCAAGCUCACCUACCAAAAAAAGGAAUACUGAGUCUUAUGCCCAAGCUGAUGACCCUAUUUCUACUCAGCACUCAGAAAAACUAAAAGAUUGUCCCUUUGAAAUGGUAAAUCCACUGACCACAAACAAUUCUCCUGAUUUGGAAAUGCCUUCAUACUCUGAAGACAUGCCAUCAUUCCAGGUUCAUAAAUACCCUGUGCCCUCACUACAGACUCAGAAAACUCUUGUGCAAUGUACACCAGCUGAAGAAUCUCCAGUAAUAAUACCACAUGUAUUAGAACCCCAUGUCUUUUCACCAAAGGCUCAAGAGCUCACAGUAUCAUCAUCACAUUCUACAAAGCCAUUAAAACUUUCCAUAUCCUCAACAGCAAGUCUAGAAUCUUCUGAAGUCUCAGAAAUUUUUUUAGAACCAGCUGUAUGUCUGGAUUUCCGAGACCCCUCUAAAGUAUCCCUUAAAGUCCUUCCACAGAUUUUGGAACCUUCUGCAGUAUCAUCACAUAUGUUAAAAAAUGCACCUGGCCAGACGUUGCUUUCCAAAAGCUCAGAUCCAUCACUUUUAGACACUAAGGAUCCUCUACUUCCCUCAAAAGAGCUACCUUGCGUUACGGUUAUGGCUGAGAGCAUGUAUGGUGACUUCGAGCAGGCCAUGGACCACCUACGGUAUAGGCUAAUUGCAACACGCAACCCUGAAGAGAUCAGGGGUGGAGGCCUGCUCAAGUACAGCAAUUUGCUUGUCCGGGACUUUAAACCUGCCAGUGAGACUGAAAUUAAAACACUUGAGCGCUACAUGUGUUCACGCUUUUUUAUUGACUUUCCUGAUGUGAAUGAGCAGCAGCGCAAGAUUGAAUCAUACCUGCGCAACCAUUUUAUUGGUGAGGAAAAGAGCAAAUAUGAUUACUUGAUGACACUUCGGAGAGUGGUCAACGAGAGCACUGUGUGCCUGAUGGGCCAUGAGCGCCGUCAAACUCUCAAUAUGAUUACUAUUCUAGCACUCAGAGUCCUGGGUGAGCAAAAUAUUAUCCCUAAUGCCAACAAUGUAACUUGCUACUACCAGCCUGCACCAUACAUGGCAGACCACAACUUAAGCAACUAUUAUGUUGCAAAUGGCCAGUCCCCACUUAUAUACCAUCCUUACCCACUACACAUACACAUGCAGACCGGACUAGUUUAGCUCUAGGUAUGUACUGAUAUAUUAAUAGCUGCCACAGGACAGAUCUUGGAGUCUUGCAACCUAAAAUGUCUACCAAAAAAAAUCUAACCUUGAUGAUGAGCGAUUGCAUCGACAACAAUAAUCUUAAAUACAGCUUCUGUGUUUAACACUGCAUUAAACAAUUAUUUAGGUAGUGGUAUUGGAUACAAUUAUAGUAAAAAAACUGAUUGACAGAAAAUAUACAGUUUAAUGUGGUCAAUAACACAUUAAACUACUACAGUUUUAAUGAGAACAUGUAAAAAUUUGGUGGUAUUGCACCAACAGAAUUCAAUUCAAUUGAAUGAAGGGUAAUCUAUAAAUGUGUGCAAUGCCUUUGAGAAAACUAGAGUGAACAUUUGGAUGAUCAAUGAGUGGAACAAACAUUCAAAGAGAGAAAACGAAUAACUCUAGAAAGCAGCAACAGUUUGGCUGGGCAUGUUCUUCUCAUAAGUGUUUGCUUGUAAAACCAGCCCAAAAAAAGAUAGGGGCGGUUUCCCGGACAGGGAUUACACUAGUCCUAGACUAAAAUAAAUGUAAGAGCUGUCGAAACUGAAAACAACUUGCACUGACAAAUCUUAAAAUACACCAGUGCCCUUUAAGGGCUACUCCUGGUUUAAAAUAAUCCCUGUCCGGGAAACCACCCCAUAUUGUUCUGAUAUAAAAUGUAACAUUUUACAAAUUUGAAUGCUCUGCUGAUGUAAAAAAAAUACAAAUAAUCAUCAUGCAUCUAGUGCUUUAUGACACAGCAAGGUACUUUUGUUGUCUCAAAUGAUUAAACUAGCUCUUGUACUGUUUAUGCCCGGGGUGGGCAAACUACAACCGACCAUCACUGUCAUCCGGCCCUUAAAGCAUAAAUGUUUAUUAAUGUAUUAAAUAUUGCAAUACAAUCAAAGUCGUUAGUCUGCAAAAUACUGACAUUAAGUGGAAAAAUGAAAUACAAAAUAUAGAAUGGAGAGCAAAAUACUUUACCAGCAUCAGACAGAAGGAGGAAUGUGUGAUGAAGGAGGUAAAAAAGUUUAGCAGUUUUCAAAGACAACCUUUAUUCCUCUGUUUUUAACACAAUUAAUUUUAUGAUGAUUAAUAUGUAAUGCAUUCGAGAUGAUUUGCCCUUAAGAAAACGAAGCAUGACUUACUGUAACUAUAGUACACACAGACAAGGCUUAGCUUAAGCCAGGACUAUGUCUUAUUUAAAUUAGGAUAUUUAUGUCACUUUUAUAAAAAUGCUUUAGAAAAAGCAUUACAUUAAAGUUUUAAUGACCAUCCAUAUUAUUUUACUCUUUUUAUUAAGAUACAAACAGACAGUACAUGAAAUAUGUACACAAAAUUUAAAACAAAACAAUUAUCAGAACUAAAUGUCUUCAGACAUCAGUCAGUGUUAAGGGUGACCUCUCUUGGCACGAAACACAUCUUGAGCUUUUUUGAGGAGACUGAAGUCCUGAAGACAUUCAAUUAGAACUAGAUGAGGUUAAAGUUUGUGAACAAACUUUAUGUUGGCUUGAGAAAGCCUAGUCUGAGAGUAGUAGAUGGAGCUGCAGUUGGGGCAUUUGAGUUAG
Molecule: messenger RNA, 4763 nt
Organism: Paramisgurnus dabryanus
Lineage: Eukaryota; Metazoa; Chordata; Actinopteri; Cypriniformes; Cobitidae
Gene: tent5d
Product: terminal nucleotidyltransferase 5D
Biological process (GO): mRNA stabilization
Molecular function (GO): poly(A) RNA polymerase activity; RNA binding
Source: RefSeq, a predicted model, not a curated record